Messenger RNA from Bradysia coprophila, 1469 nucleotides. RefSeq lists its product as uncharacterized. Lineage: Eukaryota; Metazoa; Arthropoda; Insecta; Diptera; Sciaridae. The record is from RefSeq and is a predicted model, not a curated record. Gene Ontology annotation, cellular component: mitochondrion.
CGAUUUGACUCUAGCUGAAAGAAAUAUUUUUAGUAAAAAAUAUUCUUAAGAUUUGAGUGAAUCCUUGAGUCCACACAAUGUGGGGCCGAAUACCAUUUAAUGUCCUGCCAAAAAUCAACCGAAAUUUCACACGCACGUUCCUUUCCGAAUCAUACAAAUGUACAGAAAGUUGGAAUCAACGCUUAACCUCACCGGUUCUGCAGAACAUAAAUCCAGCCAAUUUCUACUACGAAUUGGAACAGAAGUUCCAAACUUACGGCAAAGUGAGUCCAAUAGACAUCGAUAUACUUGCCAGUAAAAUAUCUGAGGGUGGAGAUAUAGAUGCCCUGGCGGAUCUUAUGCAUAAACAUCGGCUGACCGAGGAAACGUCGAACACAUUGGAUUCGACUGGACAUUCGUUGAUCCGGGCAUAUUUGGAAAAAUUUCAGAUUGACGAACUCUUACACAUCUUGGACGAUCGUUUGAAUUACGGUGUCUUCCUGGAUAGUUUCACAGCCAAUAUGAGUCUGGACGUAUUGAUAAAAAACAAGGAUUUCAAGUCGGCUGCAAAAGUAGCAACACUAAUUAUGUUGCAGGAAGAUUUUGAUAACAAAAUAACGCGAGCGUUAUCACUGUACGCCUGUGUGAAACACCUACAGAAACCAGAACCAUUUAAAGAACCACCGCCGGCACCAGUUGUAAUCGAAACUAAAACGAAGAAAAAGGUCGAAGAAGUCAAAGUUCGCGUCAAAUUCCUUCGAAACUCUUACUUUGACGACCACUUCGAUUUAACGGACGACAAUGCCCUGGUUGGAAAGACUUUGGUGAUGGUGGGAGAAUUGAUUCCAGGAACAAUUGGAAAUUCGGCUCAACUGCUCGGCUAUGGACUAUAUGGCAAAUACGAGAAAGGGUGUGAAUUUCUAGCGAAAGUUGGAUCGGACGUACACACGGAUGCAGUAGAAAUGAUGAAGACGUUCUUGCAAACCGUGAAGAUUGAGGACAACGAACACUUUGCUAAUUUCUAUCAAAAGGUCAAUGCGCUCACAGGUGGUUCGACGAAUAGUUUCGAGAACGACGUAAGCAGUUUGGCGAAUUCAAUGGUUUCCGAAAAUGAGGCAGCGGACGUAGAACUGCAGAAAAAGAUAUAUUCCGAAUGGUGUGACCUAAGACAGCAAAGGCUAAAAGAGGAUCUAGAGCGACUACAGCGUAAGAAACGAGUUGAAGAAAUUGAACGAAUUAAUCAAUCUAUGGUCGAAGAAGAGCAAAAGUUGUGGUUCUUUGAAAACGAAGAUAAAAUUGAUCUUCAAAUCGACAGCAAACGAAUCUUCUAUCAUAAACGUUGGUUCGGUAAAAAGAAGAAACCCAGAACUGUGGAUCAGGGUUACGUGCCGCCAGAAGUACAGAAGAAAAGGAUGUAAGGCCAUUGCAUUUCGAUUAGAUUUUUAGAUUGGAUGAAAUAAAGAAUUCGUUAGGUUGUUUUGAGACUUGAA